Molecule: messenger RNA, 572 nt
Organism: Magallana angulata
Lineage: Eukaryota; Metazoa; Mollusca; Bivalvia; Ostreida; Ostreidae
Product: NADH dehydrogenase [ubiquinone] iron-sulfur protein 6, mitochondrial-like
Exons: 4
Coding region: 45-470 (141 amino acids)
Biological process (GO): mitochondrial electron transport, NADH to ubiquinone
Source: RefSeq, a predicted model, not a curated record
CUUUACAACAGGUGAAGGUCGUUGACUGAAGUGAAAAUAAGAAAAUGGCUUUGACAAGGGCACUGCCGAGAUUAAGGAUUUUGCAGACUUCAGUACGGUUUCUGGCCUCAAAACCAGUUGAAGGCCGUGAAGUGGACGAAGUAACACACACAGGACAGGUUUGGGACAAAGAUGAUUAUAGGCGAAUCAGAUUUUUAGACAAAAAGAAGCUGGUCAACAAGAACUGGGCCAUCAAUCUUAUAGCAGAGGACCCAGUUGUUGUUUGUGAAGAGAAAACAGUUUGGAGCAACAGUGGGGGUGCCCUGGGUCAUCCAAAAGUCUAUAUCAACCUGGAAAAACCCGAAAUUUCAACCUGUGGAUAUUCUGGAAGAAAAUUUAUCUAUAAAGGAUUUUAUAAUGAAGCAGAACAUGGACCUUCAAUCAGCUAUGAACAGUAUCUUGAAGAAAUGAAACCCAAACCACGGGAUUAGUUGUAAUUCAUGUGAAAGAAGGAACUAUGUCACUCAACAACUACUGUUAUAACUGUGCAUUUUGUCAUAUUUUGAGUUGUUAAUAAAAUAUUAAGACUGCUA